AUUGAGGCAGAAGUGAACAGAAGAAGACAGUUAAUUCAGCAGUCAGUGAAACGCAAAGCCAUCAUCUCAGAGUGCUACAAGAGAAAACACCCAGAAGUGUACACUCUGCAGGAUUCAUUCCUGGCCCCUGAUUUUUUGGAAAUCGUGAGAUACUGCACGUCUCCGGAUGCUCAUCUCCAUGGCCUCCUGCGCUACCUCGAGUCCUUCUCAGAUAAGAGGAUCUAUCGACUCCCAGUGUUCACAGAGGAGUUCUGCCAGGCCUUUGUGGAUGAGCUGGAGAACUUUGAGCAGUCGGAUAUGCCUAAAGGCAGGCCCAACACUAUGAAUAACUAUGGGGUUUUGCUAAACGAGCUUGGGAUGGAUGAAACCUUCAUCACGCCCCUGCGGGAAAAAUACCUGCGGCCCAUAACAGCACUGCUCUAUCCUGACGUGGGGGGGGCCUGCCUGGACAGCCAUAAGGCAUUUGUUGUCAAGUACUCUCUGCACGAAGAUCUGGAUCUGAGCUCUCACUAUGACAAUGCAGAAGUCACCUUAAACGUUUCACUGGGAAAAGACUUCACAGAAGGCAACUUGUACUUUGGGGAUUUCAGCCAGGAUCCUACCCCUGUGCCAAAGUACAUAGAGAUCGAACACGUGGGAGCCCAGGGGCUGUUACACCGAGGAGGGCAGAUCCACGGGGCGCUUCCCAUCGCCUCUGGGGAACGCUGGAACCUCAUUGUUUGGAUGAGAUCAUCUGCCAUCCGCAACCAGCUCUGCCCCAUGUGCAACAAGAAACCUGAGCUGGUGGAAGCAGAGGGGUUUGGAGAUGGCUUCACAGAGACCCUGAAAGACGAUGUGCCCGGAACUGUGAAUCUCUGUUCCUUGUGGUAGCAGGGGCAGAGCCUGAAUUCUCCAGACCAAGUUGGAUAAAGCUCCUUUCUGACCUCUCGGA
Messenger RNA from Nestor notabilis (Kea), 931 nucleotides. It is a transcript of the gene OGFOD2, whose product is annotated as 2-oxoglutarate and iron-dependent oxygenase domain containing 2. The record is from RefSeq and is a predicted model, not a curated record. Lineage: Eukaryota; Metazoa; Chordata; Aves; Psittaciformes; Psittacidae. The transcript has 5 exons. Gene Ontology annotation, molecular function: oxidoreductase activity, acting on paired donors, with incorporation or reduction of molecular oxygen; iron ion binding; L-ascorbic acid binding. The annotation marks the transcript as partial.